Messenger RNA from Osmerus eperlanus (European smelt), 2261 nucleotides. It is a transcript of the gene tspan15, whose product is annotated as tetraspanin 15. The transcript is spliced from 8 exons. The coding region runs from base 77 to 961 and encodes 294 amino acids. The record is from RefSeq and is a predicted model, not a curated record. Gene Ontology annotation, cellular component: plasma membrane. Lineage: Eukaryota; Metazoa; Chordata; Actinopteri; Osmeriformes; Osmeridae.
GCAGUGCAUUCCAGGUGUGACGAAUGACAAACAGGAAGUUCGUGUUGGAGUGAGGGUAGCGAAGAUUCUAUCAAACAUGUCCAGUGAUGUCAGAUAUUGCGAGAAGUUUUCCUAUGUCGUUCUGAAAUUCACCCUUAUUGCCUAUGCCAUGGUCUGGUGGCUGAUAGGAGCCUUUGUCCUGGCCAUCGGCAUCUAUGCAGAGGUGGAGCGUCAGCGCUACAAAACCCUGGAUGGGGUGUUCCUGGCCCCAGCCAUCAUCCUCAUCCUCCUGGGCGUGGUCAUGUUCCUGGUCUCCUUCAUUGGCAUGCUGGCCGCCCUCAGAGACAACCUGCUGCUGCUCAAGGUGUUCAUGUACACGCUAACCAUUUGUUUGAUGCUGGAGCUGCUGGGUGGAAUUCUGGCACUGGUGUUCCGAAAUCAGACUGUGAACCUGUUAAACAAGAACAUCCGCAAAGGCAUGUUCAAUUACUACGAUGAUCUGGACUUCAAAAACCUAAUGGACUUUGUACAGAGGAAGUUCAAGUGCUGCGGAGGGAUGGAGCACAAGGACUGGGAGGUGAACAUGUAUCAUAACUGCAGCGCUCCAGGCCCCCUGGCGUGCGGUGUUCCCCACACCUGCUGCCUCACCAAGCCUAAUGAAGUGGUGAACACAAUGUGUGGAUACAAGGUCUUGAAUAAAGAGAGACUGGACCUGCAGGAUAUCAUCUAUAUCAGAGGCUGCACUGAUGCUUUCUUCAUCUGGUUACUAGACAACUACAAAAUCAUGGCUGGGCUGCUACUGGGAAUUCUACUGCCUCAGUUCUUCGGCGUGAUCGUCAGUUGGCUCUACAUCACGCGAGUGGAGGACGCCAUCAGCGAGUACGGUAACUAUCAGGAUGGCUUGCUAGAAGACGAACCCCGCACCACCAAGAAGCACGGCAGGGUAGCCACGUGGUACAACUGUAUGCCAAACGUUGACUGAGUCGGUUGGGAACCUGGCUGCUAAAAACAUAUUAUUGAGAGGUGGGUGUCUUAAUAUAUGCCCACAGGGCAAAAGCCACAGAUGUUGGUUGUCUCCAACCCUACCAUACCGCUAAACCACUACUACUGAAAGGUGCCUUAAAAGGUGUUGCACUGAAGAUCUUCUGUUAUCUCAGAGGGGCUUGAAACUGCUGUGCAAGCUCUAGCACUGUGCCUAUGUUUCUACAGUACUAUGUCUACUCUUAUAGUGUGCCUAUUCUAAUACAGUACUAUGUCUACUGUGAUUACUAGUACUGUCUCUUCUCGUAUAAUGAAAGCUUAAUAAGAAACAGUAAUUGGGCAUUGUUCAUGCUGUUUCAAAAUACAGUUGGUAUUUUAUUCUUUUUAAAAACAGUUGCAGUUAUAAAUGUUGCAAAUUGAAAUAGCUCAGUUUAUGUUUUGUUUUUUCAUUUUUCUUUAUUUACUUAAAAAAGAUUGAAUCCUUAAAGACCAACCAAAACCAACCUGUCCCUCCAUCAGACAAUCUACACACGGUGCGAUUGGCUAUCAAUACAUUUUCUGUUGAACUGAAUUGCAUGUGAAGCUCUGUGCUUCUUCAUUGAUAUAAUUACUUAUCUUCUUGUUUUUGUAAAACAUUGACGUCAGUUAUAACUUACAAAGUGUCGUUUUGGAACCUCGACAGUUGAGGAGGGGAAAGGAAUGCAUCACAUUUCAGUCUUAAAUAGUAUUCCAAAUCUGUCCAAAAAUGUAAUCUUCCAUUUUCAGAAUUAAUUAAGAUUUUUUUCAUAUGCCUCCUUCUGCAUGGUGCUCAUCUUCUUUUAACUUUGACUCAAGUGUGUCUUCCUGAUCCAGGGGGUUUGUGUAGUGUUAAGGGAUGUGGUCACGCUGUUGUCAAGAUGUUAUCAAGAGGGUCUUAAGUUAUUUCAGUUCAACAUGAGCCUGGCCAUCCUGCUCAAACUAGCUUUGACUUUGCCAUCUAAACUGAGAGGACCUACUUCACCCAGCAGACAUGAUGUGAUGAAUACCGACUGAAAACUGAUUGGCUUGCUCUCUGCAGCCCUAAGAUUAUCAACUGAUUUGACAGAUAACAUCUUGACUCAUCUAGACAAACAAGGAUUACUGAUUGCGACUUUGUGAAGUGCUGUCUGUCUUUUAAAGACAGUUUCAAGAAAUAUUCUGUUAAAUUAUGACCGAGGCCAUGAGCUUGGAUUGUUUUUCAUGGAAAUGUCCCACAUUCUGUCAUACCUGGAGCAUAGGGGAAUUAUGUGAUUAAAUAAUAAAAUCUGUUUACAACCCUCAGA